AUGAAGUACACUGCUGCCCUCUCCGUCCUUGCCCUCGCCGCCACCGCCGUGGCCGCUCCCGCCGACCUCGAGGCCCGCACCAACCACAACAACCCCCCGCCCAGCAACUGCAACAACAACGGCAAGCAGGUCUGCUGCUCUGGCCUCCUCACCUGCCUCGUCCAGGUUCUUGGCGCUUCCUGCAACAACCAGGCCUACUGCUGCAACACCGAGGCCCCUGUUGGCUCGCUCAUCAACAUUGCGCUCCUCAACUGCGUCGACAUUCUCUAA
This is a messenger RNA of Purpureocillium lilacinum, 270 nucleotides long. RefSeq lists its product as uncharacterized. NCBI's taxonomy places the organism in Eukaryota, Fungi, Ascomycota, Sordariomycetes, Hypocreales, Ophiocordycipitaceae. The record is from RefSeq and is a predicted model, not a curated record.